Trichosurus vulpecula (common brushtail) is the source of this 1361-nucleotide messenger RNA. It is a transcript of the gene RDH5, whose product is annotated as retinol dehydrogenase 5. The record is from RefSeq and is a predicted model, not a curated record. Bases 335 to 1291 code for a protein of 318 amino acids. Lineage: Eukaryota; Metazoa; Chordata; Mammalia; Diprotodontia; Phalangeridae. The transcript is spliced from 5 exons.
GGGAGAAGAGUGUCUGGCAGGUUCACCCCCCUCCCCCACAAUGUGAGGCCACUCACCUCUCCCCGAUGGUAGGGACUAGACCAUUGGGGUGGGAGGUACGUAGAGAAAACAGAUCCCAGAAGAGAGUCCCUUCCAAGGAUUAGGUUCAGCCCAUAUCGUUGGCCCAGCUGCCUGGAGGGUCCACCCCUUCUGGACUUUGUACUCCAGUGCCUAUAGGAGCCAGGCAGGGCAAGGGCUAGAGAGUCAGAAUUGCUGAGAAACAACAGGAAAGAGAGCUGGGGCACUGUGCUGGGAAAGCUAGUCCUUGAGAGGCAUUGGGGCUCUCUCUCCAACAAUGUGGCUGCUCCUGCUUCUUGGGACCCUGCUUUGGGGAUUACUGUGGUUCCUUCGAGACCGGCUAGUGCUACCCCCCAGUGAUGGCUUCAUACUCAUCACCGGCUGUGACUCAGGCUUUGGCCGGCACCUGGCACUUCGGCUGGACAGAAGAGGCUUCCGAGUUUUGGCCUGUUGUCUAACAACCACAGGGGCAGAAAACUUGAAGCGGGCUGCUUCUCCUCGACUCUGCACCACACUCCUGGAUGUCACUGAUGCCCAAAACAUCCAGCAAGUGGCUGAGUGGGUGGGGACAUUCGUGGGAGAUCGAGGGCUCUUUGGGCUGGUGAAUAACGCAGGCAUCACUGGGAUCAUCGGCCCUACCCCAUGGCUGAAUCUGGAGGAUUACCGGAGAGUGCUGGAAGUGAACACACUGGGUCCCAUCGGAGUUACCCUAGCCCUGCUGCCCUUGCUACAACGGGCACAGGGUCGAAUCAUCAACAUCACCAGCGUCCUGGGCCGUCUGGCUGCCAAUGGGGGUGGCUACUGUGUCUCUAAAUACGGUCUGGAGGCCUUUUCUGACAGCCUACGACGGGACACAGCUCCCUUCGGGGUACGGGUCUCUAUCGUGGAACCAGGCUUCUUCCGCACAGCAGUGACCAACUUGGAGUGUUUGGAGGGGGUACUUCAGUCCUCCUGGAAACGGUUGUCUCCUGCCACUCAAGCCAGCUAUGGGGACAGCUUCCUCCCUAAGUACUUGAAGAUACAACGGCUCAUCAUGAACCUGAUCUGUGAUGGGGACCUGGGCAAAGUGGGCAGCUGUGUGGAGCACGCACUGACUGCCCGCUACCCCCGAACGAGAUACAGUCCCGGAUGGGAUGCCAAAUUGCUCUGGCUGCCUGCCUCCUACCUACCUGCCAGCCUAGUAGACGCUAUACUCACUUGUGUUCUUCCCAAACCUGCCCACAUGGUCGGCUGAACCCAUUAGCCGGGAGGAAACUGAGGCACAGAAUGGCAAGAAAACACUAUAUAAUCACCAUCCAAACUGA